GGUUUCACUUUAACUUUGAACCUUUAAAGAAAAGCAACUGAGAGAGACCUGAUGAGCUUUUUGCAGACAAUAUAGUAUCUACAAUGAAGCGGGACGUUUCUGAUGUACCACAACAAGAUACGUAUCAAGAUCCCCUGAGGAUCAUGCUCCUUGGAAAGAGCGGUGCAGGCAAGAGCUCGAGUGGAAACACCAUCCUUAAGAGGACGGCUUUCACAUCUGACAUGAGGCUGAAGAGAGUCACAGCCCACUGUGAGAAGGAGGUUGGGCUGGUUGAAGACAGGCAGGUCGCCAUUAUCGACACACCAGGGCUUUUUGAGAAAGAUGGAAACAAAGACGAAAUCAUGCGGGAGAUUCUCAUGCGGAUAAAGCUCCAAGAACCAGGCCCCCACAUAUUUGUGUUAGUGGUCCCCCUGGGAAGAAUGACACAGGAGGACCAUGACACCAACACUCUGAUCGAAGCAAUGUUUGGCCCCAGAGUAUGGGACUACACUAUCGUGUUGUUCACUCAUGGGGAUCGCCUGGAUAAAAAAACGAUCAAUGACGUCAUCAGCGAAAGCGAUGAUAACCUCUGCAACUUCAUACGCAAGUGCAGCGGAGGCUUUCAUGUCUUUAACAACAAAACCCCAGAAGAUCAGACCCAGGUGACACCACUCAUGAAGAAGAUUCAGACCCUGAUAGCCCUAAACGGAGGCGGCUACUACAAAACAGAGCUUUAUCCCAGGAAGGAGAGAAAAAUCAGGGAAAGACAGGAGAGCAUCCUGGCUGAGGAAGCUGCCAGCAUUCUCAAAAAGGAGGAGAACCUCAAAACCAAAUUUGAGGGGGAGGAGCUAAACAUGAAGAUGAAGGUGCUGUGGAUGAAAGAGGAGGAGCGUGCAAGAAAAAAAGCUGAGAAUCAGAUUAGAAACAGGAAGGUUCUAAACUGCUUCUUGUUGGUAACGUUAAUAAGUCUGCUUCUAGGCUUGACUUUCAGUGGUCUGAAAAUAUACCUGUUGACAGGGGCCGUCAUCUGGAUUGGGCUCUUCAUGUUGCCAUAUUUAAUUUCUUCUGUAGGAAAGCCAUUCUUUUUAAAGAACAAGUGAAACUAAAAUGUACGGCUAAAGAGUUUGGCAAAGUUUUAUUUUUUCUUUUUUUUUGUAUGUGUUUCAAAUUUCAACAAAAUUGUAAUUUACAAAAUAUCAGUUGAGAAAAUUAAUUUGACUUUUUUCCUUGUAAAUCCAUUAUCCUUGCAACAAAAAGACCAUUUUACCGUUAUUUAAAGCAUAAGUAAGAUAUAAAUCAUUGUAAAUUUAUUUUCUUAGUUCCUUAGUAAUGUAUGAGACAAGAAGAUUGUGAUGCAAAAUCUUAUAUAAAAAUUCUUCAUUUUUUAUGUUAAACAUACAAAUUUUUUAACCAUACAUUUUUUGUCAAACAUACACAUACUUGAAAUUAAUUAAUCAAACAUUAAACAAUUGAACAAAUUUGCUGUAUUUAAAAGUUCCAUCACAUAAAUCUGCAAGGCUGCUAAGCUAAACAGCAAUAUGAAACACUAGCUAGCUUAAGCGCAAUAUUCUGCAGAAAUAAAACCAUUUCUUCUUUAUUUUCUAAGCAUUGGUUAUUUCUCCUGUGUUUUUUAAUCAAUUAUUCAAGUGCACAGCCAUCAGCCUUUUAUCACAAAAAUGGACGCAAACCCUGCUCCAAACAUAAAAUAUAUAAACAACUAAAGGUGCAAAACUAAUUUAGUUUCAAAUGUGACACAUACUUUUUUUUCAUUGACACAUGGUAUGUCAAAAUCUUUAAAAAAAAAUUAUAUUUGUAACAGUUCAAAUAAAGCCAAAUAAGAAUUUGGUGGAUUUUUUAACAUCAAUAAAAGCGGAAUGUGGGGUACA
Molecule: messenger RNA, 1865 nt
Organism: Oryzias latipes (Japanese medaka)
Lineage: Eukaryota; Metazoa; Chordata; Actinopteri; Beloniformes; Adrianichthyidae
Product: GTPase IMAP family member 7
Molecular function (GO): GTP binding
Source: RefSeq, a predicted model, not a curated record